Molecule: messenger RNA, 1350 nt
Organism: Papaver somniferum (opium poppy)
Lineage: Eukaryota; Viridiplantae; Streptophyta; Magnoliopsida; Ranunculales; Papaveraceae
Product: dof zinc finger protein DOF3.4-like
Exons: 1
Coding region: 134-991 (285 amino acids)
Biological process (GO): regulation of DNA-templated transcription
Molecular function (GO): DNA binding; DNA-binding transcription factor activity
Source: RefSeq, a predicted model, not a curated record
AACAAAGUUCAAACACAACCUCUCCGUCUCCUUAAUUUCUCCCUCUAUAAACUACAGUCAUCUAAAUCUUCCCUCAUUCUCAUUUCUUUCACACUUCUCUCUCUCCCUUCUAAAACUUCAUCCGAUCGAAACAAUGCCGUCGGAUUCCGGUGAAUUACGUCCUACAAACCAACAAAACCCGGCGCCGGCUGGAAACGGAAACAUGGCGAUAAUUCCAUGCCCGCGUUGUGAUUCAACAAACACCAAGUUUUGUUACUACAACAACUAUAAUCUAGCUCAACCUCGUCAUUUCUGCAAAUCAUGUCGUCGUUAUUGGACUCAAGGUGGUACUCUGCGAAAUAUUCCCGUUGGUGGUGGAACCCGAAAAGGCGCCAAACGUUCUCGUACUAUCUCUUCUUCUUCUUCUUCUUCUCCAUCACCAACUUCAUCUUCUCCAGACAGCAAAGUUAUCAAUGCUAAACCUGUUUCAACUGAUAAUGAUUCCAACACUACCGUUAUUUCCGAAUCAACAACAGCUGAUACUGCUGCUGCUGCUACUACUACUACUAAAGGAUUAAUGGCACCUAUACCUCUACCUUUACCGUUACGCUGUCAUGAUUUGUUAGAUUUAAAUAACGUUAACGUUAAUGGGAGUUUUACUUCGCUGCUUAGUACUAGUAUUGGUCAUUAUCCUUCUUCUGCUUCUGCUGCUUCUCAUGGGUUUUUAGGUCUUGGUGGGUUUGGUCUAGGUUUGAGUUCUGGAUUUGAGGAAAUGACGGGUUUCGAAAUGGGUCGAAGUGUUUGGCCACUGACUGAUGUUGCUGGUGAUGUAGACCCUGACUGUGGCGAUGGUGGUGCUGCUAAUGUUACUGAUUCCGUCGAGACUUGGCAAAUUGGGAACGGUGGAGAUCAUCGUCAUCAUGGUGGGUUUGUUGAUGGACAUGGAGAUUGUUUUGCUUGGCCUGAUCUUGGAAUUUCUACUUCAACGGUGAGAAGAGAUCAGAAGGCUUGAUUAACGGCGGCGAUGGCUUUUACUUUUUACAGUGGUGGGUCUUAAUUUCUAUUUUGGUGUUGGUGUUACUCGUGAAUAUCUUUGAGUUUUACGGGUCAUUUUGUUUUAUUUUUACUUGUUAAGUGAAAAUGGAAAUAGGAUAUAUAUGUGUAGUCUUCUGCAUUUUCUAUCUUAAUUGUAGUUAUUUUGGGGUAAAAAUAGAUGAAGAAAUCGAGUCAGACGACAAUUGGGGAAGAGAAAAUAGGUGAAAAUUUGUAUCAGAUAAUGGGGGGUUUUAGUUGGUGAAAAAGAGUAGAAUUGGAUCAACCAGUCACUGGUUUUCUCUGAUGAGCAAUGAAAUUUGAUUAGUUUUUUCAGAA